This is a messenger RNA of Symbiodinium pilosum, 396 nucleotides long. Lineage: Eukaryota; Dinophyceae; Suessiales; Symbiodiniaceae. The record is from the annotation of a GenBank genome assembly.
AUGGUCGUGAAUGCGGCGGCUGUUGGUGAUAGUUGUGGUUGUGCAGCAGUACCCGGAAACACUGUUGACGUUGCAGCAAAGCGGACAUCCGUCGGCAAAAGCGUGGCUCGCAGGCAAACUCCCGCCCACAUCAUCACUCAAACGGUGGAGUGCCCGGUCCUCGUUAUGCAUGGAACCGACGAUGACAUCGUCCCGAUUGAAAGUGGCAUGGCAAUCCAGGAGGCCUGCAGAAAAGCUGUUGAGCCGCUUUGGCUGGAGGGUUAUGGCCACAACGACCUGCCGAACGAGAUCUGUCUCAGGCGGGUGCGAGAAUUCAUGGACCAGAUGGAUGGCCUCUCAUGGGGUUGGAACAUUUUCGUCACCAACCUUGCCACACACAUCUCGGUGAAUCUUUGA